Cottoperca gobio is the source of this 2014-nucleotide messenger RNA. RefSeq names its product receptor accessory protein 6 (gene reep6). The transcript has 6 exons. The coding region runs from base 79 to 756 and encodes 225 amino acids. The record is from RefSeq and is a predicted model, not a curated record. NCBI's taxonomy places the organism in Eukaryota, Metazoa, Chordata, Actinopteri, Perciformes, Bovichtidae.
UACACUGCUGUGUUUUACUCUCCACUGCAGGUCGUCUUUCUCCAAAUCCUCUGUUAUUUGAGGACCUGUUUGAGGACCAUGGGCAUCAUGGAAAUCUUCUCGUCCAUCAAAAACCGAGUGGACAACUUUAUGAACGAGAAGAACGUUGUGACAGAUUUUCUGGCGAAGUUGGAGGAGAAAACAGGGAUAAGGAAGAAGAUCAUUGUAGUGGGUGCCGUCUCACUGACAGGACUCUACCUGGUGUAUGGAUAUGGUGCUGCCCUCCUCUGCAACAUGAUUGGUUUUGUCUAUCCAGCAUAUUAUUCAGUCAAAGCCCUCGAAAGUCCGACCAAAGAAGACGACACAAAAUGGCUGACAUACUGGGUGGUGUAUGGUGUCUUCAGCCUGGGCGAGUUCUUCUCCGAUAUUUUCCUCUUCUGGUUCCCAUUCUACUAUGCUUUUAAGUGUCUUUUCCUGUUGUGGUGCAUGGCUCCGAUAGCGUGGAACGGCUCCCAGAUAAUCUACAACAAAGUGAUUCGCCCCGUCUUUCUCCGCCACGAGGCGAUGGUGGACAACAUGGUGAGCGACAUCGGCGGGAGGGCCAUGAGUGCCGCCGAGAACCUCACCAGAGAAGUCCUGUGCACUCUGAUGAAGAACAAAGCUAUGGUGACUCCAGUGCUGUCGACCACUCAACCUGAAGUCAAAAGUUUACCGAGUUCAUCAACAGCUGUAGUAGCUCCAUCAGAGUCGAGUGAAGAACGACCAACCUUCAGAUAGCAGCAGAAGAAGAGGAGCAGAGAGCGAAGAUUUGUCUCUUCAUCAUCAGAGAUCUCAACGAGAAGAAUAUCUGCUGUGAAAAAGACUGAUUUCCUUUUUAUAUCAGAUAUGUUAUAUUUAUAUACAAGUCUGUUAAGUCUUAAAAGUAAAAACUUAGACCUACUCUGCAAACAGAAUGAUUUUACAACCACAAUUUAUUAUUUUUAUUUGUAUUUAUUUAUAUUUAUUAAUGAUUUUUUGGGGGUCAGUUGGAUGUUAAUGUUUUAAAUUUUUUAGAUGCGAAGCACCUGAAACUGUCUCACAACUAACUCACAAACUCACCUGCUCACUUUUAGCAGGCUGCAAAUUCUCCAGGUAUGCCACACGUAUAAAGUCACAGGAGCAGCAGUUUAGACCUGCAGAUGUAUUUUAUACAGUCUGUGGUGUAGACCACAGGUCUUCAACAGGGGGUAUGCGACCCCUAGGGGUUCCACAGAGGUGCUGCAGGGGGGUCGCAACGUUUUUGGUUGAUUAGACAAUUUUAAAUUCAUUUUUUUUUCAACAAAUUUUCUUUCCACAAAUUUAAAUGUCUUUAAAUACACAUUAACAUGAAUCUAACAUAGUGUAGCGAACGGAUAAAUGGAGGCAGAAGACGUUAUCUUUCAGUCAGUAAAUUCGGUAUUAAUUAAAUAGCUUAGUAGAGAAUGCACAAUAACAGGGUAUCUAUGUUUAUAUUGGCAUUAGGCACAGUUUAAUAUAAAACACAAUUUUAUACAAUAAAUAUAGUAGGGGGUCCCUGCUCCAUCUCUCCAUCAGUUUGGGAGUCCUUGGCCUGAAAAACGUUGAAGACCCCUGGUGUAGACACGUCAACGUUGCCUCCUACAGACAGAACAAAUAACAGCUGCAGAGAUUUUAACACCUGCAGGCAGUGAGGGGAUUACAGCUGCACUUUCUUUCUUUUUUAUAGUUGCUGUUUAUUUGUGUGUCUUUUUCGGUUUCAUAUUUAACACCUCUGCCUCCAGGUGGGGAAAGUAAGUUUCCUUUUUAUAGAGAGACGGUGCACUUCAAUACCUGCAGGUGCUGCAGCUCUGCAAUCGCACAUUUUCUGCUGGACCUGGCUUUGGGUGCUUUGCAUCAGUGACACUGUGUGUCGUAAUUAAUGUUUUGAUUACAUUAUUAUUUGAUUAUUAUUAUUUAUAUUAUUUUGUUUUGUAAUAAUAAUAAUAAAAUAAUAAUAAUAAUAAUAAUAAUAAUAAUAAUAAUAAAUUGUAUUUGUAAA